AUGUCUCCAAUCUUGCGCACCGCGGUAGUCGCCAUUGCGGUUGCUUUGUACCUGCCUAUUGUCUCCGCCAACUACGCAGACACCUGCCAGGAUGAAUACGUCACCGGCAUUGACUUGGUCGCCACCUGCACCACCGACGAUGGAUCGCAGGUGAGCUCGACGCUCAACUUGGAUAACUGUGUGGCAAACUAUGACGGCGACCUCAACUGCGUCCCGAACGGCGGGUUUUCCGCCUCCUGCGAUGUCGCAUCAUGUGUGUUGACUGGCCCCGAGUACUUGGAAUGCUACUGUGACAAUGGCCAAGGUGGCCAGACCGCGUCCAUUGUCGAUCUAGGUCCAUCUUGCCAUAUUUGCGGGGGUGCUUUCUGCAGUGUUGUAUUUCUACGAGCGCUGAAACCUCCGUAUGUACUUCAAAUGAACUUGCAUGUUGCGCGAACGCAAGUCUCAGAACAUUUUGUGUUACAUUUCUGGUAA
This is a messenger RNA of Postia placenta MAD-698-R-SB12, 474 nucleotides long. RefSeq lists its product as hypothetical. Lineage: Eukaryota; Fungi; Basidiomycota; Agaricomycetes; Polyporales; Adustoporiaceae. The transcript has 3 exons. The coding region runs from base 1 to 474 and encodes 157 amino acids. The record is from RefSeq and is a predicted model, not a curated record.